AUGCCGCCCAAGGACGACAAGAAGAAGAAAGAUGCUGGAAAGUCGGCCAAGAAAGACAAAGACCCCGUGAACAAGUCGGGGGGCAAGGCCAAAAAGAAGAAGUGGUCCAAAGGCAAAGUUCGGGACAAGCUCAAUAACCUGGUCUUGUCUGACAAAGCCACGUAG
This is a messenger RNA of Pipistrellus nathusii (Nathusius's pipistrelle), 165 nucleotides long. The record is from the annotation of a GenBank genome assembly. NCBI's taxonomy places the organism in Eukaryota, Metazoa, Chordata, Mammalia, Chiroptera, Vespertilionidae.